UUUCCGAGCACCAUCCCGCAUCAACCAUGACGGUCCAGCCGCAACUCGACUCGCUUCAGACGUCCGUGGACGGCGGCAUCCAAGAAACCCAGACCUACUUGGCCAACUUGCAAGCACGCAUUGCCGAGUACGAUUCGCAAUACCAAGUUUCGGAAACCGCGUCGUCGUACUUGCAAACAGCGAUUGACGCUGCGAACGCUGCCGUCGACGACUUGAAGAAGUCGGCGACGUCGCUUCGCACGACGACCCUGUCGGCUGCCCAAAAGCCUGUAGAACUUGUCCAACAGGCGCUUGCUCAAGUGUCGCAGUCCCUUGUCGUCAUCAAAGAACACGCCGCUACGUACGACACCAAGUUCCAGCUGGCUGUUCAUGAUGCCCGUGGAAACUUGGAAACUUUGACGGCGGUCACGCGUCAACGCACCACGGAUGCGAUCCAGCAAGCGUCGGAACAAGCCACCAACGUCCAAACUAGGUUGGCGUCCACCGCGCAUGGCGUGGGUACCUCUGCCAUCGCCUAUGCUGGCGGUGUCGUGCAAAAGGUGGAAGCUAUGGACCAAUAUUACCACGUGAGCGAAAAGCUUCAAGACACUGUUGCGCUGGCGACGGGAAAGGCCAAGGAAUUGGAUGCUACGUACCAAGUGACCCAGCGCGCUCUUGACUUGGAUACCCAAGUCACUGGUGGGUUUGGCGCUCGCACGUUGAACAGCGCGACCGAAUUGGUACAUUCUGGCCUGGACUACAUCACGGGCAGCCUGCAGUACGCCAAGGACGUUGCGACGUCGUCCAACCAGCCCAUGACCACGACAGUCCCGACCCUCGAACCCGUCAGCGCAUCGGUCGACGACGUGCGUGUGAAGACGACAAAGACUGGCGCCGUCGAAGUGCACGAAGAAGUCGUCGAAGACGCCCAGUAGAUGGGAUCCUUUCCUCUAAGUAUACAUAUAUAUUUGAACAUCCCCCCACCUUUCUUGGGUCGAUGCAUCA
Messenger RNA from Aphanomyces invadans, 984 nucleotides. RefSeq lists its product as hypothetical. The transcript has 2 exons. The record is from RefSeq and is a predicted model, not a curated record. Bases 27 to 914 code for a protein of 295 amino acids. Lineage: Eukaryota; Oomycota; Saprolegniomycetes; Saprolegniales; Verrucalvaceae.